Molecule: messenger RNA, 635 nt
Organism: Aureobasidium musti
Lineage: Eukaryota; Fungi; Ascomycota; Dothideomycetes; Dothideales; Saccotheciaceae
Source: the annotation of a GenBank genome assembly
ACAUGCCGUCUGAGCAAGAAACGCUGCCAUACUGGCAGGUCAACGUCCCGGCCGGAGAAAGAUCUUCUGAGUGUCCUGAUUUCUUGAAAGAUGCCAACGAGAAAGACCAGAAGAUCCUAGCCACUCCAGAUUCCGAGUUUCGUCGGUUGUCCUGGCCAGAGGUCCAGGAACUCAUACGCACGAAUCGCAUUGAUCUAUUCCAUGACCUUCGCCGCUACAAGGCCUAUACUGCAAAGCUCAAGGACCAGUAUGGUUCAGUCAUGAAUUUCGUCAUGACCGAGAGAUUGAGAUGGCAAGAUCUCNACGACGUCAAAAUUUUCUUGAAUGAUUGGCCAUACGGGAUUGACACAAGAAUUGUGCACCUUGUUGUAUGGGUCAAAUUUCAAUUUGAGGAAGACGCCGUCAGCGGUGACUUGACCGAUGCCGCCAGAGAACAGAUUGGUUCGUACGUCGACCAGACAUUUCGAACUCAUGUUGGCGCUGAGAACUGCAUUUGGUUCAAGAACUGGGCCAGCCUCAAGUCUAUUCAUGCAGUUGAGCAUUUCCAUGUUAUGCUAUUCUCUCCCGACAGAGAAUUCGUGGACAACAUCACGAAUGGCGACGUAGCAUUAUCAGACAAGAUUGGGGCCAACGUU